AUGACGCCACUUCAACUUGCAUUGCCGCCUUCACAACUGCCCAGGCCUUACAGCUGUUCGCCGCUCCUCCGUCUCUCUUCUGUCACCUCCACUGGCCGCUGGUGGUCAGCUGUUGGCACUGCUCCACCUCCUUCGUUGUCCUUCUCCUCCAUCCAGCCAAGUCUCCACCUUCACACUCAUCUAUCUGAGGGGUGCUCUUUCAUUCGAGCUGCUUGGACCCGAAGAUCUCGAAAUGAAGCUGCAAAGAAACCUAACAGGAAAUCAUGGAAGCAGAGGACAGAUAUGUACAUGAGACCGUUCUUACUAAAUGUUUUCUUUUCAAAAAGAUUUAUUCAUGCUAAGGUGAUGCACCGAGGAACAAGCAAAGUGAUCUCUGUCGCUACCACAAACGCUAAGGAUCUUCGAAACUCUCUCCCCUCCUUGACAGAUCACAAUGCUUGUAGAGUGGUUGGAAGGCUUAUUGCCGAGCGAUCAAAGGAGGCUGAUGUAUACGCAUUGGCUUAUGAACCAAAAAACAAUGAAAGAAUUGAAGGAAAUGACUCUGCCCUGGAGUUACUUCAAAAGUUAGAGAAAAGUCUAUAUGAUGUUGGACCUGUGCUUGAUGAUGCUGAGCUGAAGCAGUUUAGUGACAAGAAAGUGAAGAAGUGGCUCGUUGAUCUCCAAGAUGCUUUGUAUAAGGCUGAUGACUUGCUGGAUGAACUCUCCACUAAAGCCGCCACUGCCACUCAAAGAGAUCCAGGUAACUCUUCUCCCUGGUCUCACUAUGUUGAUUCAUGUAUUGAAGAUAGUGGCAUCAAUGUCAUCGAAAAAACAGUUGCCACACUAGAGAGUGCCAAGAUGGACAUCUCGUCAUGGAGAAUUCCAUCCACAUCUCUCGUUAAAAGUUUUGACAUAUUUGGUCGGGACCAAGACAAGGAGAGGAUAAUCAAAUCGCUGUUAGAUGGUACCUGCGAUGCUGAAUCACCUGUGAUUGUGAUCCCCAUUGUGGGUAUGGGUGUGAUAGGAAAAACUACUUUGGCUCAACUGGUUUACAAUGAUGCCAAAGUUAUGGAAAAAUUUGGCACUAGAGCAUGGGUGUGUGUUGCUGAAAAUCCUGACCCUGUUAAUGUUACAAGGACAAUAAUAGGGGCAAUAGAUUCUUUCUCUUGUAAUGUGGAUCAUUUUGAUUCACUUCAAACUGAUUUGAAAGAAAAGCUGACAGGAAAGAGAUUUUUAGUUGUUUUAGACGAUUAUGCAACUCUAGAACCAAUUGGUAGAAAAAUUGUUGAAAAGUGUAAGGGAUUACCUUUGGCUAUAAAGACUCUUGGAGGUUUAUUGCGCAAUAAGUAUAUUGAAGGGGAUUGGAAGAAUAUAUUUAAAAGUGAAAUUUGGGAACUCUCAGAAGAUGACAGUAAAAUUGUUCCUGCAUUAAGAGUUAGUUAUCAUUACCUUCCUUCACAUUUAAAGCGGUGUUUUGUUUAUUGCUCAAUAUUUCCCGAGUAUUAUGAAUUUGACAAAGACGAAUUAAUUUUGUUCUGGAUGGCUGAAGACCUUUUACAACCAAAGGAAAACAACACAUUAGAAAAUGUUGGUUGUGCAUAUUUUGAUGAAUUAGUUGCAAGGUCAUUUUUUCAACCUUCCAAUACUAAUGAAAAGUUAUUUGUAAUGCAUGAUCUUAUGCAUGAUCUAGCAACAUUUUUUGCUGGAAAAUUCUAUUUCAAAGUCAAAGAAUUCGGCAAUCAACACAUGAUAGACAGCAAAACUCGUCAUUUGUCAUAUGCUGCUACAGAAGAUGAGGAUAGCAUCAAAUUAUUUCAAGAGGCCAAUAAUAGAGCAGUACACAUGAGAACGUUUCUAUAUUUUUCUUUUGUUCACCUUCGUAAAUCAAUUGAUAUUGAAAGCGAUCCUUGCCUGUUACGCCAACAAUUGGGUUGUUUAAGAGUUUUAUCAUUUGAACAGCUUUUGCUAGCGUCAUUGCUUGAUUCAAUAGGUGAAUUAAUCCAUUUGCGUUAUUUGAAUCUGUCACACCUAUUGUGA
Messenger RNA from Arachis stenosperma, 2016 nucleotides. RefSeq names its product putative disease resistance RPP13-like protein 1. Bases 1 to 2016 code for a protein of 671 amino acids. Gene Ontology annotation, molecular function: ADP binding. The record is from RefSeq and is a predicted model, not a curated record. The transcript has 5 exons. Lineage: Eukaryota; Viridiplantae; Streptophyta; Magnoliopsida; Fabales; Fabaceae. Gene Ontology annotation, biological process: defense response to other organism.